This is a messenger RNA of Oppia nitens, 2731 nucleotides long. Its product is annotated as tyrosine-protein kinase transmembrane receptor Ror2-like. Gene Ontology annotation, cellular component: signaling receptor complex. NCBI's taxonomy places the organism in Eukaryota, Metazoa, Arthropoda, Arachnida, Sarcoptiformes, Oppiidae. Gene Ontology annotation, molecular function: protein binding; ATP binding; transmembrane receptor protein tyrosine kinase activity. Gene Ontology annotation, biological process: protein phosphorylation; multicellular organism development; cell surface receptor protein tyrosine kinase signaling pathway. The coding region runs from base 209 to 2710 and encodes 833 amino acids. The record is from RefSeq and is a predicted model, not a curated record. The transcript is spliced from 7 exons.
AGCUUUAAUUAAACAAAAAGUAAAUAAUGUAUUAAUUAUUGUAAUAAAAACAGUGUUUAUAUUACAUGACAUUUGAUGGCAAGUCAUGUCCACACAUGACAUGUCACUCAUGUCUGUUUGGACCAACACUUCCAACACUUCCAACACUUAACAAUGACUUUGUGUCUUAUUUAACAUCAAAACAAAAAACAAUAGAUUAGAUGAAGUGAUGGCCAUCUUUGACACAAUUGAUAUCUAUUUGAGACAAUUAAUGGCAUUUAAUAAAUACUAUUCUGGUCGAAGUCUUUUACUAUUAAUAAUUAUAAUUUUGGUGACAACUCUUGAUGUCAUACCUCCGGUGUUAAGCAAAUUGUCAACAAAAUCAUCCAAUUUUACCGGACCAAAAAUAAUAGUGGGACCAAAAAAUGUGACGGCAGUGGUUGGCCAUAACAUAUCGUUUUUAUGUAUUAUUGACUCUAUAAGUGAACUUAAAGUACAGUUUUCAUGGCUUAAGAAUGGAUGGCCUUUAAUAGAGACACCAAUUGGUCCGACGGGACAAACAAGAGUUCAUAUGAUACAUAACGAUACAAUCGCUUCAUUAUCUUUGAAUAAUAUCAGUACAACUGAUGAUGGAUUAUAUCGAUGUGUCGCUCAAAACCAUUUAGGAGUCGUUAUCUCGUCAGAGGCCAGUCUUAUUGUCGAAGACUCCCAGAGCUUAUUAUUUGAACUACAAAUGAACGAACAGACUGUUUCACCGAUCAAGACUUCUUUGAGGGUCACAAGAGAGUCGGCAAAUAAUAAUAAGCCUAUGGUUUCGUCAUACUGUGCUCCUUAUACGGGAACCGUAUGCCGCAAAUAUAUACCACCAAAUAGUUUGGUUUUCUUUAACUUAACCACCGAUGACUUUGGCGUUCCUUUUCAGUUGAAUGAAAUGAUUGCUCAAAAUUUAUGGACAGAACUGAUAUCAUCACUUCAGGAGCCAUGUCGUAGUGCAGCUGAGACUUUGUUGUGUUACUAUGCAUUUCCUCAGUGCCACUACACUCAGGGAUCUCCUGUCAGUAAAAUACUUUGUAAGGAGGAUUGCAUAGCUGUAAGGGAAUCCCUUUGCAACCGGGAGUGGGCUCUACUCGAAGAUAACAAACAAAAGGGAAUAUUUUUCAAAUCUCGCGGACAUUUCCGACUUCCUGAGUGUGAUCUACUUCCAAGUCAUGGCAACUUAACAGACCCUCCCUGUUCUCACGCGAGCCUAACUACCAUUCAAUACGAUCAGGUCAGUCAUCAUUGUGUCAAAAAUAGAGGAAGAUUUUAUCAGGGAUACACCAAUGUCACUAAAGAAGGCAUACCAUGUCAAAGAUGGGACAGUCAAGUGCCUCACACUCAUAAUAGGCCACCCUUUGUGUUCCCAGAGAUCUGGAACUCUGAAAAUUAUUGUCGAAAUGCCGGAGGAGAAGAACCACAUCCCUGGUGUUACACAACUGAUCCAUUGGUUCGUUGGCAACAUUGUUACAUACCUUCUUGUGAUCAAGAAGUUGUGGCAAAUAACGAAACUAUAGAUCCAACUCUUAUAGAAAUCCUAUCGACGCCUCUUCAGACUACUUUGAAUCCGCCGCUUAUUCUUAUAUUGACUUCAAUUAUUGUUUUAAUCUUUGGUUGCCUUUUAGUAAUUAUACUAACAGUGUGUCGACUAAAUAAGCACAGGAGGAGAGGCUAUAACGCCACUCUUACUUGUGAUGUCGAGAUAGACCUCAGCAAACUUCCCUCCAAUUUUGCUUAUCAUUCAACUGCAGUCAAAUUGAAUCCUAAAUUAGAAGCCUUAGAGUAUCCCCGAAAUGACAUUAUUUACAUCCGAGAUAUAGGUGCCGGUGCUUUUGGCAGAGUUUUUAUGGCAAAAGCACCGAAUCUUAUGAAAGGUGAAGAAAUGACAUUAAUUGCGGUGAAAAUGUUGAAAGAAGAGGCAAACGAAGAUCUUCAGACUAACUUUGAAAGAGAAGCAUCUCUUAUGUCAGACUUUGAUCACCAAAAUAUACUCAAACUGUUAGGUGUUUGCGCUGUCGGUAAACCCAUGUGUUUACUCUUUGAAUAUAUGGGAAGAGGAGAUCUGAAUAGUUUUUUAAGAUCUUGUUCGCCGUCUAAUUACAUAACAAGAGCGCCAAAUAGCGAUACCUAUAAUGAUAUCCGAAUGAAUCACUUGGAUUUGGUUAAUAUAGCCAAACAAGUGGCCGCAGGUAUGGUAUAUAUGUCUGACCGUAAGUUCGUUCACAGAGAUUUAGCCACAAGAAAUUGCUUAGUUAGCAAUCAGAUGGUCGUUAAAAUUGCAGAUUUUGGUCUUUCGCAACGCAUUUAUAACUCUAACUAUUAUAAGGGGUCAGAACACGAUGCCAUUCCCAUCCGUUGGAUGCCUUUGGAGUCUAUACUCUAUAAUAAAUUUACCAUUGAAUCUGAUUGUUGGGCUUAUGGUAUACUCCUUUGGGAGAUAUUCUCAUUUGCACUUCAACCCUAUUAUGGUAUGACUCACGAGGAAGUUGUCAAAUAUAUCAAAGAUGGAAAUAUACUCAAUUGUCCCGAUUCUUGUCCGCCAUCCAUAUAUCAAUUGAUGAAAACGUGUUGGAAUAAGAAACCUAAUAAUAGGCCCGCAUUUAAAACAAUUCACAGAACUUUAUGUGCCAUUUAUGAAGAUAUUUAUAAAACUCAUCAAAAUAGUCGUUUCGAUAUAAGUCAAGUCCAUUUGUAGUACUAAUAUACAUAUUUCACA